AUGGCAGCUGUUAUGAAAAGAUAUGUUCUAAAGUUAUUUAUAUCCUUGAAGUACAUCACAGCAAAUGUAGUAGAUAGGAACAAUGGGAAGAUUGUUGCCACCGCUUCUACAGUUGAGCAUGCUCUCAAAAGUUCACUUGAGUGUGGUCGGUCUUGCAAUGCAAAGGCAGCAACAGUUGUGGGAGAAGUUUUGGCAAGGCGUUUAAAGGUUGAAGGUCUCGACCAUGGACAAGGAAGAGGGAUCCAUGUAAAUAUGAAUAAGGAGGUGGAGAAAAAAGGCUUUAAAAAUCGUACCAAGGUGUGGGCUGUUGUGAACGCACUGAAGGACAAUGGUGUUAAGGUCGUACUCGAAGACAGAGAUGAUGUCUAA
Chenopodium quinoa (quinoa) is the source of this 369-nucleotide messenger RNA. RefSeq names its product 50S ribosomal protein L18-like. NCBI's taxonomy places the organism in Eukaryota, Viridiplantae, Streptophyta, Magnoliopsida, Caryophyllales, Amaranthaceae. The record is from RefSeq and is a predicted model, not a curated record. Bases 1 to 369 code for a protein of 122 amino acids. Gene Ontology annotation, molecular function: structural constituent of ribosome; 5S rRNA binding. The transcript has a single exon. Gene Ontology annotation, cellular component: ribosome. Gene Ontology annotation, biological process: translation.